Leguminivora glycinivorella is the source of this 2974-nucleotide messenger RNA. RefSeq lists its product as uncharacterized. The record is from RefSeq and is a predicted model, not a curated record. Bases 1 to 2970 code for a protein of 989 amino acids. Lineage: Eukaryota; Metazoa; Arthropoda; Insecta; Lepidoptera; Tortricidae. The transcript is spliced from 7 exons.
AUGGCCGUCAACGAUAAGUUUCUUAUGAGCAGGGCCGAUAGCGGUGAAUUGAUAUGUCAGGCGUGCCAGGACGAGUUCAAGGUCGGCGAGGAGUACCUACAGUGUAGAGUAGAAAUGUGCCGUAAACUAUAUCAUCACGGAUGUUCUGGUAAAACCAUAAUGCUGGAGGAGAGAGAUAACUGGGUCUGCCCAGAGUGCUGCAUCAAGUAUAAGCAGGUAGGGCGCAACUGUGAGACCCCAGUGGGUACGCCUACCACUAUGAAGAACGUGAUGGUGAGGAAUAGAAGUGACGUCUCAUUUUCCACGCAGUCAUCGGGGGCUGACGGGACGCAGAUGAUGAAUGAAUUGCAACAGCUGCGCGUUCAGAUUGGUCAGUUGAAAGGAGAACUAGCUAACGCGGUUAGCACUAUUACGCGUUAUCAAGCAGUUAUUGAAGACUGUGCUGCAAAGUUCGAGGCAACAAACGAGAGACUGAUGAAUCUGGAGCUUGCUUCAGGCUGCCCUUGCCAUCAUAAUACUGCGUCUACGCCAGUACAAGUCUCAGAAGUGGAAGAGAUAAGGGAAGCUUCGAGCGAGGCUGGAGAAGGAACUCCGGUUGAGCUGGCUGUCCCUGGAGUGAAAGUGACACUUGCAAACAAUAACGAAGCUACCCGGGAACUAACUGCAGAUAGAGAUGAAGAACCGUUGGGGGAUUGGGAAGUGCAGCGUAAAAAACGACGCUCCGCCUCGUCCUGGCGUAAUAAUCUCAUGUCUUCUGACGAGAUAAACCUGGUGGCCGUUACUGAGUCUAAUUUAGACGAGUCGGUGUAUGAUGCAGAAGUGUGCGGCGCAGGUUCAGAUUGGAACAUGCUUCGGCGGGACCGUAUUGGACGAGGAGGCGGCGGGGUUCUACUGAUAUCGCGUGCGCCAUUGUGUCUAGAAAGGUUGACAUCCUAUGAAACCGAUCAGGGCGAAGACCUAUGGUACAACACAGUAACCAAUGUAAAUGGCCGAAUGUUGGAUGUAGUGUUAGCAAGCAAGGAGGUGAGGGGUGCGUUGCGUGUGCGGCAGGCAGAUUCUCAUGAAGUGCUAUCUAAAAUCGACGGGCACCAUCCGCCCAUCAUAGUCCAAGCCCAAUAUGUGCUGGCCGUGACCAACACUGCGUACAGAAGAUUGGGCUUCGUCCUGCGCAAUUCCGCGCCUCUGACAGUGGAAGCCACACGCGUGUUAUAUGCGGCACUCGUGCGUAGUAUACUCGAAACGAACGCAGUGGUGUGGAGUCCGCAUGAGAGUAAAUAUAUCCUCAUGCUGGAACAAGUUCAAAAGGCUACACUCGCGCGCGGCGCCAUCCGCUGCUGGCGGAGGGCGCCACGCGCACACGGGCGCACGCGCAGGCGCCGGUCGCGCGCGCACGCACUGCUCAACUCCGUGCUAGAAGCAUACCCGGAGUGUGAUUUGUUCGCUAGUGCAAUUGGACGAUUGAUGAUUGAAUGUAAGAAGAUGAUUGAGAGAGAGAUGCCUAAUCGGAAAGCUGUCGGAGCCGACGGAGUCCCCAUCGAAGCCUGGAAGGCGAUGGGCCCUCGUGGUGUGGGCACUUUAACUGACCUUUUUAACCGCGCACUUUUCACCAGUGAAAUCCCCGACCAGUGGAGACUGAGUAUUAUUACACCAGUCUUCAAGGGAAAGGGAUCUGUGCAAGAGUGUUGCAAUUACCGCGGUAUAAAGGUGAUGUCCCACACUAUGAAGCUCCUUGAGCGGAUUGUGGACUCCCGGAUCCGACAGGAGUGUUCUGUCUCGGAGUGCCAAUAUGGAUUCCGACCAGGACUAGGGACCAUGGACCCUAUUUUUGCCCUAAGGAUCGUCAUGGAGAAAUACAGAAGAAAGAAAACGCCUCUCCAUUUCCUCUUUCUGGAUAUGGAGAAGGCCUUCGACUGUGUUCCCCGAGAGAUGAUCUGGUGGGCAAUGAGGGCCAAAGGGGUUCCCGAGAUCUAUGUUGGCAUGAUCCGUGACAUGUACCGUGAUUCCGAAUCAAUGGUUAGAACUGCUGUUGGUGACACCAAGCCCUUCCCUAUCUCAGUCGGAGUCCACCAAGGCUCGGUUCUCAGUCCCUUCUUGUUCAGUGCGAUAUUAGAUGAAGUUUCAAACAGCAUCAGAAAUACACAUGAACAACCCCCGUGGCUUCUCAUGUAUGCUGACGAUAUCGCACUGGCAGAUGCGGACAGAGGGAGACUGGUGCGACGUGCGACUACGUGGAAGGAGUCGCUUGAGAACGGCGGUCUCAAACUAAAUGUGGCGAAGACGGAGUACAUGGCCUGCAAUAUUAAGGACCCCGCGCCAGUACGCAUAGGCGAUAAAGUUGUCGACUGUACUGACCAAUUUAAGUACCUGGGAUCCGUACUUCAUGCGUCCGGGGACAUCGACAACGACAUCAAGACUCGCAUAACGGCUGCGUGGGCAAAGUGGCGUGAGGUGACUGGUGUCAUUUGCGACCCAAAAAUGCCGGUUAAACUGAAGGGACAGGUCUAUAAAUCCAUCAUUAGACCUGUCCUCCUAUAUGGAAGCGAAGCGUGGCCUGUGCUUGAGCGGCACAAGCAGUUGCUGCGCGUCACGGAGAUGAACAUGCUCCGUUGGAUGUGUGGAGUUUCGCGGAGAGACCGCGUGAGAAACUCCCGCAUUCGCGGCAGUCUUCAUGUCCGUGACAUAGCAGACAAGCUCCAAGAAAGCCGCCUACGAUGGUACGGCCAUGUCUUACGUAAACCGGCAAGUUACAUAGGGAACAAAUGUCUUGCCAUGGCACCUCCGCCUGGCCCCGGACGAAGGGGAGCACCCAAGAAAUGUUGGCUUGAUGUCGUUGGGGUUGAUAUGCGUGUUAAUGGUCUCACUAAAAGGGAUGCAGAAGACCGUGCGAAGUGGAGGAGAAAAAGCCGGAAAGCGGACCCCGGGCUCCGAAGCGCCCGCGCUGAGGAUGCAACCGGGAAACCGUCAAGAUGAGAGA